AUGAAUCCGUCUGUUCAAUUUCCUGAAGAUCAAGUCGAAGAAACGAGGAUGAAUCUGCCUGGUAUGAUGUUCGCCGACGGCGAGGAGCCCGUGGGAGUUAGGGUUCUUACAUACCAGUCUUCUCGCGCAAUUAACUCCAUUUUGAGUGCUCUCGAUGAAGAGGAGAUUCAGUUUAUCCGACAAUCUUCCUUUGGUAAGCUAGUCGAUAUUGGUGACAAACCCGGCUUCUCAGGUAGAUUUGCCCGAUUCCUUCUUUCCAGGCAACUUAAAGUUGAGAAGAAAUAUGAAGCUUGGUUCCGAUUUGCUGGGAAGCCCAUAAGAUUUUCCCUCCGAGAGUUUGCUAUCGUCACCGGUCUUCCAUGUGGCGAGUUUCCCAAAAAACAGAAGCUGAAGAAGAAGAAAAAGAUUAACGACAAACCCUACUGGCCUGAGCUCUUCGGAAGUGUCGAAGAGCUGCGUGUGUCGAAGGCGGUUAAGAUGCUGCGAAAAAAAACCGUCACCGACAAAGAUAUCCGGAUAAAAUUGGCCUGUCUGGCAAUUGUAUCAUCUGUUUUGUUAUCUACUAAUCUGAAGAUGAAGAUGUUGAAGGAACACGCUGAGUUGCUUGAGGACAUCGACGAAUUCUUUUCUUUCCCUUGGGGUCGGUUAGCAUUUGAUAUGUUGAUGACUAGUAUCAAAAAAAAGGAUGAGAUCUCCCUGUCCCAAAAUUCAGUAGCUCUCAAAGGCUUUGCUUUGGCCUUGCAGCUCGUAAUUGUCGAAGCUGUUCCUUCGCUCACGGAAGUAGUGCAAGAGUCUUGUUCCUCAUCUGAGUCUGAUAGCGAUGAAGAUGAUGUUGAUCGCAGUACAAGGAAGACAAAGAAGAAGACUUUAAGUCCUGCACAUGCUCGCGAAGUUGACAAGAAAGAAGAGGUUAUGGUGCGGAGUAUAAUACCUCAAGACCCAGCUAGGCCGGUGGACGAGUCUGUGCUUGUAUGGUCCGAUGAAGUUGAUGACGCAAAAGUAUCGUUUAUGCUUUGUUGCAUAAACGAUAACCAUAUCUUUACAAAAGAUAUGUUCAGAGGAGGGGUAACAAAAGCUGAUGUGGAAAGAAUGCGUGAGAAGGCUAAAACAGCAGGGAAAAAGAAAGGAAUCCCGAGAAAGGAUAAAGCUCCACCAGUUUGCUUGGAAGGCGAUAUCAGAAUAACGUCUAUUGUAAAUGCCAUACUGCGACCGGAGGUAAACAGGAUCGAUGGGAAUAUUGCUGAUGUUGUUUCUUCAGUUAAAGAGGUGUCUGCCCAGUCUGUUGGAUGUGAAAAUAAGGUUAUUGCAAUAGUUGAAGGAAUGUUGCAGUCUUUCAAGACUGAGAUGAUGAAAUUUAUGCCGACUUUACAUACACAAUCAGCUUUUGCGCAUCCAAACUCAACUGCAGCGGGUGAAGAACCGGGAGUGGAAGGUGUUCCUUCAAAGACGACUCCCAUUCCUCUUGAUGAUAAUGAUGAGAUAAUCGAAAAUGUGAUGGAAAACAUUAGUCAUUACUCAACGCCACCUGCUGCAGAAAACGAAUGCCCGGAAAGUGGUAAUCCUCACACUUUAGGAUCACCUGGUAAAUCAUGCUCCCAAAAAUCGGUCAACCCUUUCGAUGGAGCUGCGGAUGACCACAACAGUGGAAAUCAAAUGAUGGAGAACGAGGCGGUGCAUGUUCAACCUGAAUCUAUCCACAAGCAUCUGUCUAACAUGCAUUCGAAUGGAAAAGGGGGAAAGUCCGUGGAAGAUCAAUCAUCGAGGUCUGGUCAUAGCCAGACGGAACAACAGGUUGAUCCAAUUGUUCCGUCAUUCUCACUUGGCCUAACUCAGGAGCUUCGCGAACAUCCUGAUGAAGAUGAUGAUGAGAUGGGAGAGAACGAAGAUCAGGGUGGUGGGAAAGGCAAUGGAGAGGUUGUAGUAGAUGGAGGAGAGGCAUUACUGUGCCGUAAGAGCAAGCGCAUACGCACCGUCCCACCUCAGUUGCUCACCGACUACCAAUGUGGAACUGCGUUACUUAACCGUGCGAGAGAAGGCCAGAUUUUUGGUAAUGGUGCUUAUGAUGUAGGAGUUAUUCAUGAAAAGUAUAGCCGUCUGAAGAUUCUACUCAAGAAAGAUUGCGUUAUAAACGUCGCUGGCCUAUCCGUCACGGGGAAGGACAUCACGGACAUUGGAGAAAGAAACCGGUUUCUCCCAGGCAGAGUUAUGGACAUUCUUCUGAGGGUAGUUUCUGCAUCUGUGAACAACAAAAUUUGUGGUACCUCACAUUCCUCUCCUGUUUUCCUGGAUAGUGGACUUCAAGUUUUGUUGGCUAGGAACUUUCAAAAGUUCAGGAGAGCAAAGUCCGGAACUCCGUAUAUAUUCACAAAGGCCCUCGUCGAUAUGGUGGUGAAGAGUUUGAAUUCUAACACUGCUGCCUCACGGUUCUACAUGCCUCUCUCCCUGAGCCGGAAACACUGGGUCGGGAUUUCCGUUGAUUUCAAUGCAGGAAAAAUAUAUGUUCUUGAUUGCAAUCCGGAGGUUACGAACGCAAACGUUUUAACCAAGGAGGUUGCCCCCCUAUGUGAAAUUUUCCCAUGCUUGCUGAAACACUGUGGUUGCUUGCCUGACUAUCUGGAGACGGCCCUCGCUGUUGAGACAGUAAAAGGUGUGGUGCACAACACCAACCCCGCAGAAGCGGCCUUGACUGCUUGUUUGUUGAUGUGUACUCAUGCGCUCUAUGGGCCAGAAAGUUGUAGUACUAUCACUCCAUCAAUCAUUCCCGACGAGUCACAAAGGGUAGCUGUGCUGAUUUAUGAGUUCCACAAGAAGCUCUAG
Messenger RNA from Brassica napus (rape), 2817 nucleotides. RefSeq lists its product as uncharacterized. Bases 1 to 2817 code for a protein of 938 amino acids. Gene Ontology annotation, molecular function: cysteine-type peptidase activity. Gene Ontology annotation, biological process: proteolysis. The record is from RefSeq and is a predicted model, not a curated record. Lineage: Eukaryota; Viridiplantae; Streptophyta; Magnoliopsida; Brassicales; Brassicaceae. The transcript has 7 exons.